Molecule: messenger RNA, 2249 nt
Organism: Pseudophryne corroboree (corroboree frog)
Lineage: Eukaryota; Metazoa; Chordata; Amphibia; Anura; Myobatrachidae
Gene: PCK1
Product: phosphoenolpyruvate carboxykinase 1
Exons: 9
Coding region: 15-1883 (622 amino acids)
Biological process (GO): cellular response to glucose stimulus; gluconeogenesis; cellular response to insulin stimulus
Cellular component (GO): cytosol
Molecular function (GO): manganese ion binding; phosphoenolpyruvate carboxykinase (GTP) activity; GTP binding
Source: RefSeq, a predicted model, not a curated record
UACAGACCACCACAAUGCCAUCCCAGCAGAAGACAAAUCUCCUGAUUUCAGGCAUUAUGACUAAGGGAAACCUGAACAGCUUAUGCCCAGAUGUGGUUGAUUUCAUAGCCACCUAUACUCGGAUCUGCCUGCCAGAGAAUAUCCACAUCUGCGACGGCUCAGAGGAGGAGAACAAGAAGUUCCUCCACCAGAUGGAAGAAAGUGGCAUGAUCAAAAGGCUCCACAAAUAUGAGAACUGUUGGCUAGCUCUAACAGAUCCGCGGGACGUGGCAAGAAUUGAAAGCAGGACAGUAAUUGUUACCCAAGAGCAAAGAGACACAGUUCCUAUUGCUAAAAGUGGAAUCAGCCAACUAGGUCGCUGGAUGUCAGAAGAGGAUUUUAGAAAAGCCUUUAAAUCCAGAUUCCCUGGCUGCAUGAGAGGUCGCACAAUGUACGUCAUCCCAUUUAGUAUGGGGCCCAUUGGCUCUCCACUCUCCAAGAUUGGCAUUCAGCUGACAGAUUCUCCCUAUGUUGUUGCGAGCAUGAGAAUUAUGACCCGUAUGGGCACCAGUGUCCUGGAGGCUCUAGGGGAUGGAGAAUUUGUUAAAUGCCUUCAUUCUGUAGGAUGUCCAUUACCAAUGGAAAAACCUAUGGUGAACAACUGGCCAUGUAACCCUGAGCUGACACUCAUCGCACACAUCCCAGACCGCAGAGAGAUUAUCUCCUUUGGAAGUGGGUAUGGUGGAAACUCUCUCUUGGGGAAGAAAUGCUUCGCUCUCAGGAUUGCCAGUCGGAUUGCCAAGGAAGAGGGUUGGCUGUCAGAGCACAUGUUGAUUCUGGGAAUCACCAACCCAGAAGGAAAGAAGAAGUAUUUUGCUGCUGCGUUCCCAAGUGCUUGUGGGAAAACCAACCUGGCCAUGAUGAAGCCAUCCCUUCCAGGCUGGAAGAUUGAGUGUGUGGGUGAUGACAUUGCCUGGAUGAAGUUUGACAAGAAUGGUAAUCUCCGGGCCAUUAACCCUGAAAAUGGCUUUUUUGGUGUGGCUCCUGGGACAUCCGUGAAGACCAACCCUAAUGCCAUGGAGACCAUUUCGAAGAAUACAAUUUUCACUAAUGUGGCAGAGACAAGUGAUGGUGGUGUCUACUGGGAAGGCAUGGGAGAGACACUGGAACCUGGAGUCACAUUGACCUCAUGGAAAAACAAGGAAUGGAGCCCUGAAUCUGGUGAACCUGCUGCUCAUCCCAACUCUCGAUUCUGCACUCCAGCCAGCCAGUGCCCCAUUAUUGACCCAAAAUGGGAAUCUUCUGAAGGAGUACCCAUUGAGGGCAUCAUUUUCGGUGGACGUAGACCUGCUGGUGUGCCACUGGUUUAUGAAGCGCUGAGUUGGCAACAUGGUGUUUUUAUUGGUUCAGCAAUGAGAUCAGAAGCAACAGCCGCAGCUGAGCAUAAAGGCAAGAUUAUCAUGCAUGACCCAUUUGCCAUGAGGCCUUUCUUUGGAUACAACUUUGGACGAUAUCUCACCCACUGGCUCAGUAUGGAGCACCUUCCAUCUGCCAAGCUGCCGAAGAUCUUCCAUGUCAACUGGUUCCGCAAAGACAAGCAGGGAAACUUCUUGUGGCCAGGCUAUGGUGAAAACAUCCGUGUCCUUGAAUGGAUGUUCAACAGGAUUAAUGGGGAAGACUGUGCCAAGAAAACGCCCAUUGGCUACAUUCCUUCUGAAGGGUCUAUGAAUCUGAAAGGGCUUGGGGAUAUUAAUAUGGAGGAGCUGUUUGAAAUAUCCAAGGAAUUUUGGGAAGAUGAAGUGAAAGACAUCAGCAAUUACUUAGAUGACCAAGUUAAUGCCGAUCUCCCAUACGAAAUAGAAUGGGAGCUAGAAUCAUUACAGGAGAGAUUGAAGCAGUUGUGAGAGACGGUGAGGUUAGAUUACAGUACUUAAGUGUAGACUUCAGAAAAUAAUACUUUUCUGAACUUUGAAUCUGGGUCCCCAGCUAAAUCAAUAAGCAGAUCAUCUAUACUGAAUAGCACAUUUUCCUGGGCUUUUAGAUGUAAUGGGGUGACCUUCAUAGUAGUGUAUACUGUAUAUUGCCUUCCAGUCUUUAUAUAUUUUACAGUAUGAUCUUUAAGGAUAUACAGUAAAUAGUAGAGGGAGAACUUUAAAGAAGAAGUGCAUAUUUCCCACUGGAGGUUGGAGAGAAUGAAGAAGUGUGCAGCAAAGAGGAAAUAUUCACAAUGUUAAGAGUUUGAGGGGGAAAAAGAGACAAAGUAGGAGAAU